Messenger RNA from Mycosarcoma maydis (corn smut), 531 nucleotides. Its product is annotated as putative signal peptidase (endopeptidase SP18). NCBI's taxonomy places the organism in Eukaryota, Fungi, Basidiomycota, Ustilaginomycetes, Ustilaginales. Gene Ontology annotation, molecular function: serine-type endopeptidase activity. Gene Ontology annotation, cellular component: signal peptidase complex; membrane. The record is from RefSeq and is a predicted model, not a curated record. Bases 1 to 531 code for a protein of 176 amino acids. The transcript has a single exon.
AUGUUGGCGGACGAGCUGGCGUCACUACGACGACAAGGGAUGCGAUCGAUUCUGCACCAGGUGCUCAACUUUGUGUCGGUAGUGUCUACGGCUCUAGCCAUGUGGAAAGGGCUGUCUGUUGUCACGGACACAGAGUCGCCGGUUGUGGUAGUGCUGUCUGGCUCGAUGGAGCCCGCGUUCUACCGUGGCGAUCUGCUGUUUCUCUCGAUGCCCAGUGGUGCACUGAAAGUGGGCGAUAUCCCUGUGUACAAAGUGCCUGGUGCAGACAUCCCGAUCGUACACAGGAUCAUCGAAACCCACAAUGCCCCAGACGGACAACAACUGAUCCUCACCAAGGGCGACAACAACGAGAGCGACGACAUCGCGCUCUACAACGGUGCAAGAUGGAUGACCAGAAGCAACAUGGUCGGCAAAGUAAAUGCCUACAUGCCGUAUGUCGGCUAUGUCACCAUCGCUCUCAACGACUACCCCAAACUCAAGUACGCUCUCCUCGCAAUCAUGGCCCUAUCAUUACUCUUCCAGAAAGAGUAA